GCCCGCCCGGGGCGGAGCGGAGCGGAGCGGGGCCGGGCUGGGGGCGGAGCGGAGCGCGGCGUGGGGAGCUCGUUAUGUCCAAGCACGUGUUUCUCACGGGACCCCCAGGGGUUGGAAAGACUACUUUGAUCCAGAAAGUCACUCAGGCUCUAAAAUCCUCCAGCAUUCCCAUUGAUGGAUUUUACACACAGGAAGUUAGAGAAGGUGGAAGGAGAACAGGAUUUGAUGUUGUCACUCUGUCUGGAAACCAAGGACCUUUAUCUAGAGUCAGUCCCAGUUCUGAUUCUUCUGCUUCAAGACGUGAAUACCGGGUUGGACAAUAUGUUGUAGACCUUGUUUCAUUUGAGCAGUUGGUUCUACCUACGCUGAGAAAUGUAAACCAUGGUGGUGACGCAGAGAAAAGAAUUUGUGUCAUAGAUGAGAUUGGUAAAAUGGAGCUCUUCAGCCAGGCUUUUAUUCAAGCUGUUCGUCAAACGCUGGCUGGCUCAGGAACCGUGGUGCUUGGAACUAUUCCAAUACCUAAGGGAAAGCCACUGGAUCUUGUUGAAGAAAUAAGAAGUAGGAAAGAUGUUAAAGUGUUCAAUGUUAGUAAGGAAAACAGAAACAGCAUUUUGCAAGACAUCUUGGCAGCUGUGGAAUCCUGCAGAAAAUGAAGACCUCUUCUGUCCUGAAAACACUAAAGCUUUCAUUUCAACAAAACAUUACAACAUUUCAUGGAUGUUUUAGAGUCUGUCCUUCCUACCUUUGCCCCCUCAAGGCUUUACUGGGGCCUUCAGGGUAAGCAGGGUAAAACUGGUAAUACUCUAAAAUGGGAUGGUAGGAUUGUAAUUUAUUCAGUUCACUGAAUUGGAAAAAAAUUGAACAGAUGUGUAGCUAACAUCCAGUUUUAAUCUGGGUGUUUGGAAGUUAGGUGGUCAACUCUGAUCCAAGUUACCUCAUGUGAAAACAGCUAACUGUAAAAUCUGCUCAGAUCUUAGUCUUUCUGAGCAUGUUCAGAUCAAUUCAAUAUCUGCCUACAAAUCAAUUCAAUAUCUGCAACAUAGCCCUGGUGCAACAGAACAGAACCCUGUCCAAAAUGUAGAUGAGUCCUGCCUGGUUUAUGCAGGAGUGUAGCUGUUGGUGACCCAGCUUAGGUGUAUUCAGGUGUGUUUUAGCACGGGUGCUGACAAAUCAGCAGGUAGAGGGAAUAAGCAGAUGUGCUCUCUCCUCCUACCCCCAGGCAGCCCUGUCUGCAGUUGCAGUAUCAGCAGGGUUAUCCAGAGUUUCAAGGAAACUUCCUGUAGUCACAAAUGACAUUUACAAAUUCUAUUUUGUGAAGAAAAAUAGCCAAAUCUACCCUCUCUUACUAAUUGAUAAGAGGACUGCAUUUUGAAUUAAUUUUCAAUUUUCUGGUGGCCAUCUUGUCCCACACCCCUUUACAAACAAUAUAUAUAAAAAUCUUCAAGUCCAUGAGUUUAAUCAAAUCUUGUGUUUUUCAUGCUGAGUUUAAGUCAUGAUUGACUUAAUACGCAUUUGUCUGUUAAUUUUACAAUCUGUUAUGUUUAUUGAUACUUAUGUUUGUUUGGGUUUUUCUGCCUUAUUCAAUUCUGUACAUGCUUAAUGGUGAAAUAAUAAGUGUUUGAGAAUGUUAGACAAUGUGUUCCCAUGUGAGGAGUUCAAAUGUAUUCAGCCAAAGUGCUGCCAGUUAAUCAGUUUUGCAUGUUUGAAAACAGAAUUCCCUCCCAGGUGCACACUGUUCGUUGUAAAAUUUAUGGUCAUCUCUAGCUGAGAAAGUUGUUAAAAAUUCAGUUGUUUCUUAACUUUUUCUGUUCAGUUCAAUAACUGUUAAUUUGAGCAAACUAUUUAAAGGCA
Molecule: messenger RNA, 1851 nt
Organism: Onychostruthus taczanowskii (white-rumped snowfinch)
Lineage: Eukaryota; Metazoa; Chordata; Aves; Passeriformes; Passeridae
Gene: NTPCR
Product: nucleoside-triphosphatase, cancer-related
Exons: 5
Coding region: 75-653 (192 amino acids)
Molecular function (GO): ATP hydrolysis activity
Source: RefSeq, a predicted model, not a curated record